Molecule: messenger RNA, 1503 nt
Organism: Purpureocillium lilacinum
Lineage: Eukaryota; Fungi; Ascomycota; Sordariomycetes; Hypocreales; Ophiocordycipitaceae
Source: RefSeq, a predicted model, not a curated record
AUGUGGCUGGCUCUCGGGCGGCCGCAACGUCAAGGCGCCACCGGCGGUGGUGGUUUCACCGCCGUGUUCGCCGUGUCUCUCGUUUGGCUUCUUGCCCUGGCCCGUCUUGCCGACGCGGCGCAAUGGACGGUCACGUCAUACUACGCCGUGUCCAUCACGACGUACAGCUACACGUACCGCAACUACCAGUACACGACGACCCGCGUGUACACCGACAGCAGCCUGUACUCGCUCAAGGCGAGCGCCACGACUCUGCCCGCCUCGGCCGCCGUCUCGACCGUCACGCUGGGCGACUACGACGGGGACGUCGAGACCGUUCGCAUCUACCUGCCCAUAUCGGCCGUGCCCUCGUCGGAUCUCAGCGUCUAUGGCGACGACACUGACCGCUCUUCGCGAUACGUCUACACAUACUACGUGCAACCGAUGGCGUACUCGGCGCCGUCGUCUUGCCCGACGCCCUUCACCGUGACUUCGUCGCGCACUCUAUCCCUGCCCAGCGCCGUCGCCGCCCAGGUGACGCCCACGUCCACCACCAGCACCGUCCGCGACUACGGCGACGGCACGCUCUACACGACGGUCAAGGCCUACAUCGACAAGACGUACUGGCCGACGGGCAGCUCGCUCUCGAGAGACUUUACGUACAGCUACUACGUGUCCAACUGCCGGAACCCGCAAGCGUCGUCCACCACCAGCACAAGCUCCCGAUACCGGGGAGGCGACGUCAGCGGCCCCGGCAACAGCAAUGGCGACCCCGACAGCGACAGCUCCAUGUGCGGCACUGACGGGUCCGGCUGCGUCGGCGGGGUCCCCAUCUGGGGCAUCGUCCUUGCCGCGGUGCUCCCCUCCGUCUUCCUGUUCGGCUUCGUCGAGUCCUUCCUCUGGUUCCGCAGGCUCAUGCUCGGCAAGAGCACCAUGCGCUUCGCCACCAUUUCCUGGAUCCUCCUGUGCCCGCCCAUCAUCUUCCUCCUGCGGCGCGUCCCGCCCCGCCUCGUCGAGGACCAGGAGCGCCUGCGGGAGCAGUGGACGGGCAUGACCGCCGGCAGCAAGUUCCGCCUCUGGGCGAAGCUGGGCCUGCGGCACAGGUAUCCGUUUGAGCUGCUCGGCGAGCACGACGACUGGAAGCCCGACGGGUACCUGGACGAGAGCGACCUGCCGGCGACGUCGGCCACGGGUGCGGCGUACGGUACGCAGCCCAUGGUGCAGCGCCCGCGAGAGUCGCUGCCGCCGCCGGUGGCAGGACGAAGCGCAAGCGGGCGACAGCAGCAGCGGAGAUCGCAGUCGCAGCGAAUGUCGACCGGCAUGCCCACGAUCCACGAGCAGCCGCGCGUUCCGCCGCAGGCACGACUUGCCGGAGAGAGGUCCCCGUCGCCAGUCGUCUCGAGCGUCUCCGACGCGGCCCCUGUCUCGGAACCGACGCCGCCCCCGAUGCCGCCCCGGAGGCCCGACGGGCACUCUGAGGCUGGGCCGUCCAAUUCCAGACCUGAUGGUGGCUCGCAGGCAUGA